Molecule: messenger RNA, 688 nt
Organism: Sapajus apella (tufted capuchin)
Lineage: Eukaryota; Metazoa; Chordata; Mammalia; Primates; Cebidae
Product: zinc finger protein 98-like
Exons: 3
Coding region: 92-394 (100 amino acids)
Biological process (GO): regulation of DNA-templated transcription
Source: RefSeq, a predicted model, not a curated record
UCACUCCUGUAAGUAAGAACCAGUUAUCUUUAUUCUUGAUUUACCUUGAGUCAAAUUAAAAAUUCUUCUCAUGGUCACUUGGUAAAUAUGCAUGUGGGUGUAUGUUUUUCAGGGAGUGUUGACAUUUAUGGAUGUGGCCGUAGAAUUCUCUCUGGAGGAGUGGCAAUGCCUGGACACAGCACAGCAGAAUUUAUAUAGAAAUGUGAUGUUAGAGAACUACAGAAACCUGGUCUUCCUGGCAGAUAUUGCUGCCUCUAAGCCAGACCUGAUCACCUGUCUGGAGCAAGGAAAAGAACCUUGGAAUGUGAAGAGACAUGAGAUGGUAGCCAAAGCCCCAGGUUGGAGCCAUGAUUCCUGUUUUUCUCAUAAAGGCAUUUUUGUUAGGGAUGGAUGACAAAUUUUCUUGCUGUCAGAAAAUAGGCAAAUAGGACACCUUUUAUUUUUCCACCUUAGUGAUGUCACUCUCCCUGUACAUUUUUACUUUCUAUUUUGAUUUAGUCUGUAAUUUCAGAUGUAGACAUUUAGGACAAUAUACUAGAAUUUACAUUUUAUGCCUGAAGUGAAUUGAAUAAUUAGUAGGCAGGCAAAAAGGAAAUAUAGGCAGAUAAAAAAGGUUAUAGGAUUUUCACUCACUUUUGUCUGCCUAUAUCUAAAAUGUAACAAAUUAUUUCCAAAUUGUUUUUAUAUA